ACCCAGAGACCCACGGGGAGCUUUGAAGUGCCUGAGCCAGAAAAAGAGAGCAAGAGAGACAGACAUCCGCACAGCGCCGAGGAAUCAAACCGGGCAGGGGGGAAAAGUUACCGGGGCAGGGAGAGGAUGUGAGCGCAAGUACUGGCUGCGAGCCGGGAGGAUGCGAUGGCCGCUGGCACAGAAACUGGGGCAGCGAUUGUCAGCCAUGGAGACGGCCCCACCGCCUUCACCACCCCGCCGGCCACGCACCCCGCGCUAGCACCGGGGACGGCAGCGGGGACCGAGGGGUGCCGGGAGCCGGGUGGGAGCAGGCGGCGGUGCGGGAGCGGCUGCGGGUGCCGGUUCCCAGCAGCGGCACCGCGGCGGCUCCUCUCCCCCGCGCCGGGUAAGGCGGCAUCGCCGCGCGGCUGAGCGCCGACCGAUCGCUGCGCGCAGGCUUCCUCGAGGUCAGUGCCGCGUAAUGAGAUUUUGGAGCCGUGCUCCGAGCAGUCUCCUGGUUCCUCUCGGCUGCCUGGGUGCGACCAUGCUUCCUCGCUGGGCAAAGCAUCCCUUUGGCGCUUCCCCUAGAGCAGCGCCGCGGCUGCGGGAGCAGGAGAGACCCUCCGAGCCCGGGGACUGCAGGCUGACGCCGUUGCUCGUGGAUCCCGACAGGACGAGCACCCACAUGAUCUCGGCGGACGAUGCCGAGUACCCGCGGGAGUACCGCACCCUGGGCAACGGCACGCGGCGCUUCUCCAACGUAGGGCUGGUGCACACCUCGGAGCGCCGGCACACCGUCAUCGCCGCCCAGAGCCUCGAGGCCCUCACCGGCCUCCAGAAGUCGGAGAUGGAGCGCAAGCGGGACGCCUUCAUGGACCACCUGAAGAACAAGUACCCGCAGCACGCGCUGGCGCUCCGCGGGCAGCAGGAGCGCAUGCGGGACCAGCAACCCAACUACUGGAGCUUUAAGACCAGGAGCUCCCGGCACUCGCAGGGUUCCCAGCCUGGCCUGGCCGACCAAGCCAAGCUCUCCUUCGCCUCGGCCGAAUCGCUGGAAACCAUGUCGGAAGCGGAGCUGCCCCUGGGCUUCAACAGGAUGAAUCGGUUCCGGCAGAGCCUGCCCCUGUCCCGCUCCACCAGCCAGACGAAGCUGCGCUCGCCAGGGGUCCUGUUCCUGCAGUUUGGGGACGAGACGAGGCGCGUCCACAUCACCCACGAGAUCAGCAGCAUGGACACCCUGCACGCCCUCAUCGUCCACAUGUUCCCCCAGAAGCUCACGAUGGGGAUGCUGAAAUCCCCCAACACUGCCAUCCUCAUCAAGGACGAGUCGCGCAACGUCUUCUACGAGCUGGAGGAUGUCCGUGAUAUCCAGGACAGGAGCAUCAUUAAAAUCUACCGGAAAGAGCCGCUCUACGCCUCCUUCCCAGCCUCCCACAUCACCAACGGCGACCUGAGGCGGGAGAUGGUCUACACCUCCCGGGAGUCAUCUCCCACCCGCCGGCUGAACAACAUGUCCCCGGCCUCCCACCUGGCCUCCGGCUCCCCUCCGCCCGUGCUGCAGUCCUCGUCCCCGUCCCGCUCCCGCAUGUCCUACAGCGGGGGCCGCCCGCCCUCCUACGCCGGCAGCCCCGUCCACCACGGCGAGCGCCUCUCCAACCUGCCGCCCGCGCCGGGCGUCUCGCCCAGCCCCAGCGCCAUCCUGGAGCGCCGCGAUGUGAAACCGGACGAGGACCUGGCCGGGAAGAACAUGGUGCUGGUGAAGAACGAGGGGCUGUACGCCGACCCCUACGGCAUGGUGCACGAGGGCCGGCUCAGCAUCACCUCCACACAGUCCCUGGCCGGCAUGGGGGACCCUUUUGGCUACUCGGGGGGGCUCUACAAGCGGGGCUCCGUUCGCUCCCUCAGCACCUACUCGGCGGCCGCCUUGCAGACGGAGCUGGAGGACGGGCUCUACAAGCCCAACGCGCAGAUCUACAGCGACACGUACGGCCCCGGCCUGGGCUUCCGCAUGCCCCCCUCGUCCCCGCAGAAGAUGUCCGACGGCCGCCUGGUGGACGUGCAGCCGGGGCAGAGCCCCCACAGCCCCUACUCGGGGCCGCCCAGCCGCUCCUCGCCCGUCCGCCAGUCCUUCCGCAAGGACUCCUGCUCCUCCGUCUUCAUGGACAGCCCCGUCAGCAAACCCCGCAACCCCAGUGCCUCGGGGCCCCCUGAGCUCUUCCCCGGCCCCGGUGACCGUCCGCUCUCGGGGUUCAGCUCCCCGGUGCCAGCCAAGGAUACAGAGACGAGGGAGCGGAUGGAGGCGAUGGAGAAGCAGAUCGCCAGCCUGACCGGGCUGGUGCAGAGCGCGCUGCUCCGCGGCUCCGAGGCUGAGACCCCCAGUGAGAAGACAGAAGCCACCAACGGCGGGACCCCCCCAUCAGCGUCCACCAGCCGCAGCGGCAUGGGGACCCCGGUGCCCGCGCCCCCACCGCCCUCUGCCACCAGCACGCCAGCGGGGCAGCCCACGGCCAUCACCCGCCUGCACAUGCAGCUGCACCUCCACGACCUGCAGCAGAACGCCAGCGACCUCCGCAACCAGCUGCAGCAGCUCAAGAAGCUGCAGCUGCAGAACCAGGAGACGGUGAAGACGAUGCUGCGGAGGACGGAGACGGAGAUCAGCGUGCGGGUGACCGACACCAUGCGCAAGCACGAGGACCCCCUGCAGCGCCAGCGCAGCCUGGUGGAAGAGGAGCGGCUCCGGUACCUCAACGAGGAGGAGCUCAUCACCCAGCAGCUGAAUGACCUGGAGAAGUCGGUGGAGAAGAUCCAGAAGGACCUGGCCCACAACCACCGGCUCAUCCCCGUGCAGGAGCUGGAGGAGAAGGCCGUGGUGCUCAAGCAGCUGGGGGAGACGCUGACAGACCUCAAGGCCCAGUUCCCCAGCCUGCAGAGCAAGAUGCGGGUGGUGCUGCGGGUGGAGGUGGAAGCCGUGAAGUUCCUCAAGGAGGAGCCCAACCGCCUGGACGGGCUGCUCAAGCGCUGCAAGACGGUGACGGACACCCUCGCCCAGAUCCGCAGGCAAGUGGAUGAGGGCGUGUGGACCCCCCCCAACACCCUCAGCCAGUCCCCCAAGAAGAUGGCCCCCGAGACGGACUUCAGCAAAGGGCUGGAGCUGGAGAUGCCCACCAGCCCCCCGGUGAGCCUCCACCACCUGACGGCUGCCACCGAGACCCUGGGCAUGCCCAGCUUCGGGCACAGCCCCCCCCAGACCCAGACCCACCCCUCCAAGAGCAAUAACCCUUCCCGAGCUCCGGAGAUGGUGCCUGCCAAGACCCAGACGGGUCCGGAGACUCCCAGCAAGAAGAGCGCAGACAAAGCCGUGUCCGUGGAGGCUGCGGAGCGGGACUGGGAGGAGAAGCGGGCGGCACUGACCCAGUACAGCGCCAAGGACAUCAACCGCCUGCUGGAGGAGACGCAGGCAGAGCUCAUGAAGGCCAUCCCCGACCUGGACUUCGCUGCCAAGCACAAGCAGGCCACGGGCAGCAGCAGUGCUGCAUCCACACCCGAGCACAAGCCCUCCAAGCCGCAGCACGCACAGAAGUCCGCGGGCAAGGCUGACCCCAACGGCCGCAGGGGCUCAGACGAGCUGACGGUGCCGCGGUACCGGACCGAGAAACCCUCCAAAUCGCCGCCGCCUCCCCCUCCCCGCCGGAGCUUCCCCUCGUCCCACGGGCUGACCACGACCCGCAGCGGCGAAGUCAUCGUCACCAGCAAGAAGGAGCCCGGAUUUAUGAAGAAGGCCGAGUCGGAGGAGCUGGAGACCCAGAAGCCGCAGGUGAAGCUGAGGCGGACGGUGUCGGAGGUGGUCAGACCCGCAUCCACCCCGCCCAUCAUCGCCUCUGCCAUCAAGGAUGACGACGACGAGGACCGCAUCAUUGCGGAGCUGGAGGUGUUUCAGAGAAGCUCUGCCUCCCCUUUCAUUCCCAAGCUCGGUUAUGAUCCGCUCACGGCUGCCGCCUCCCCUGGGCACGCAGCCAUGUGGCCCAAUGGAGCCGAAGGAUGGAAGGAGCCGGUGGCCCCGGCCCCCCCGGGGAGCAGGGCGUUCUCCCUCCCGCAGAUUGUGCUCACCGAGUGCGAGUCCGCGCCGCCGUCCCCCGAAAGCGACCCCGAGGUGCCAGUGGCAACGGGCUGCUCUGAGCACGGGGACCCAGCUGGCAGUGGAGCAGCCGGAGGGGAGCUGGCACCUGAGGCAGGGGGGAGAUGCCAUGUGUCUGCUGGCACCCCCAGAAAGUCUCCAUCCACGCCCGGGGGCCUUCCAGCCUCAGCCCCGCAGCCCCAAAUUGCCCCAUCCCAAGGCCGUGAGCGCGCACCGGGAGAGACUCACGGGUUCCCUCCGGCAGACAGCAAGGUCCCGUCCCCCCCAGCGCGAGGAGCGAGCCAGCCCAUGGGGGCAGAAGGAGAGGACACUGCUCCGAGCCCUGCCGGGAGGCAGGAGGGCAGCAGCCAGCCUGCACCACGAGGUCCUGUGGCUGAGCAGCCUCCCCGAGGGCAGGCUGCAGAUCGGGGGGCCGAAGACACAGUGCUUGUCCCAGGGGCAGGCACCCAAGGGUCCGGUGCCGUCCCCAGUGAUGCAGAGCCCCGAGGAGGAGGCAGGCAGAGCACACGGGAGGCAUCCGUCCCUCCUGGACGCUCCGAUGGGGUUUGCAAGCGGAGGGACCACCGCGAUGGCUCGCCAGUGCCAAAAGCCAGGCGUCCCCCGGGCUGUGACCACAUCCAGGGGAGAGAAUGGUGCCAGGCUGGGCACCCCCGGGGACAGGUCGCUGCUUCCCCAGGGUCUCAGCGGUGUGCAGCAUCACCGGGACAGGACAGCGUGGGGCUGGCUGCCGGGGCAGGAGGAGGCGAAGAGGAUGCAGGUGGGAAGGCAGCGGAGGGGCUGUGCUGCCCCGCUCCUGGGGGAAGGAGCGAAGGGGACGUGCCCCCCCUGCACAGCAUGUCACCGCGCAGCAAGGAGAUCUACGAAGGCACCUACCAGAGACUGGAUAGCCUCGAGGAAACCAUCCGUGAGCUGGAAAUGACCAUCAGCGAGAUCAGCAGCCACCCUGCGGCCGGAUUGAUGUUCCCUAAAGGACUGCUCGGACAAGCAGCGCCCGACGGCAGCGAGGAGAUGAAGGCGCGUGCAGGGCACCUCCAGCACAGCGGCGGUGACGGGGGGACUGCCCUGGACCUCAGCCAGCCCAAAGGGGAUGCUCCUGAGAGUUCGCCUCCGAGCCAGACCAAGCCACCUCUGCUGCCCAAGCCACAGCUCCCCCUCAGCAGCCCUCAGAGCGGGGGCGUUUCCAUCCCGGCCAUGAAGAUGGUGAACCCGGCGUCCCGGCUGAAGCAGAGCCAGCAGGGCAGCCCCGACAAAAGCAAGCACAUAAAGCAGCGGAUGGAGUACAUGCGGAUCCAGGGACAGCAGCAGUAACGCGUGGAACCAGCUCAUCUCGUGCUCUGUUUGUGGUGGACCUUUUCCAGCUGCUUGACCUCAGGCCUAAAUCAAUGCUGCUUCUGAACAAACUCCUGUUUCGUUUUGUUUUAUUUUUUUUUCCUUUUUUUUUUUUCUUUUAUUUUUUUGGUCUUUUUUUUUUUUUUAAGAAACUGUUUGACUUUCCUCCCCUUUUCCUCCUCCUCCUCCUCCUUGAAUCUUGCUUUUCUUUCUAGGCCGCUAGACCAUCUAAAGAGGCUAGUGAGACUUCCCCUGCAGUCUCAGAAAAACCUGCAUCUGGCAGAACAUCCAUCCCUGUAUUGACUUCCUUUGGGGCAAGGAACUCAUCCAUCUCAUUCUGAGCCUCCUUGCCAGCUCCAUCCAACCGUUUUCCUGCUCCUGGGGCCGGGCUUCUCUCUUCCUUGUGCUCCUCCCCUGGACUGUCUUCUUGAGGCACCUUGAGGCAUCGCCACGUGUCCCUCUCUUUGUUUUAAAUGUCUUGCUCCAAUGUGGCCGACCUCGUGUCUCGCCUCUGCUCCGGCACGGCCCAACUUCUGUCUCGCCUCUGCUCCGGCACGGCCCCGACUUGUGUCUGCCUCUGCUCCGGCACGGCCCGACUUCUGUCUCACAUCUUGCUCCAAAAUGGCCAACCAGCCACUUUCUGUUUCUUUCUCUCUCUCUCUCUCCCCCUCUUUCUUUUGUUUCCCUUUUUUUGUUUUGUUUUUUAAAUUUCCGUUGGUUCGUUUUGGGUUGCUGUCGUUUUUGGUUCUCGACCCCUCCCUUCCCCACCUGCCGUUUUCUGUUUAUUUAAGAGCUCUCAGAGCUUCACCCCACCAGUUUCACGAGCUUCAAGCAACAAGGACGCGGCGCAGCGCCCGACCCCGCCUGCCCAGGCGGCAGCCGCCCAAAAACCGAAGGAGGCGGCCGGGGGGCGCAAAACGGGCAAAAAGCGGCUGCCGAGGACGCCCCCGCCGCCCCUCGCCCUGCCCACCGCCCGCUCUCCCCGCUGAGCUCCUCGGCCACCGCGACCCCACCGAGCCCCGAGGGGACGAUGCCGGCGCCCACCGGGUCUCCAUGGGCAGAGCUGUGGCCACGCUCGCUCCGGUGCUCGCCGAAGGUCGGUGCUGGUUCCCCGGAGCAUCCUGAGCCCCCGGCCCCGUGGGGCUCGCUGUGCCAUGGGUGGGGUGGCCACGAGGGAGCCCAGGUGCCCCCGAGGUGCUCAGGGGGACCGGGGUUUUGGUGGGGCGCCUGGAGGUUGAGCAUGUCAAAUUUGGGGAGGUGGAAACGGGUAGGGGUAGGGGGUGCUGGGGGGCACUGGGGAUCAGCCCCCAUCACUGUAGGUUCGUAACGUAGCACUUUAAUUGUUCGUCUGGGUCACUGUGGUGGCUGGGGCAGAGGGACGCCGCGGUGCCCGGGGGCUCUGCCUGCACGGGGACACCCUGCGGGACCCACGUCCCCCUCCCCAGCGCCCUCAGGGUGUCCCAGAGCCCCCCCCCCUGCAGCAGGGCUGGGGUCAGCACCCCCCCGCUGCCAGCCCAGCCCUGCGGGCGUGCGAGGGGAGCGCUGUGCGUGUGUGUGCGUGUGUGUGCGUGUGUGUGCACGUGUGGUCAAUGCCGUGUUGUGAAGCGCGCCGUCCACCCGCAGUGCAACAAGAGAUGGAAUCACUCCUUUCGUUGGCUAGUUCGUUGUUGGGUUGGUUUUGUUGUUUUUUUUUAAUUAUUAUUAUUAUUAUUUCCUUCUUUUCCCCUCUCUUUUUUUGUAUAUCAAUCAUUUUUGUACAGAAGAACGAGCCUUUUUUGAAUAACAAAGAGAAAAAAAAAAAGCAAAAAAAAAAAAAAAAUCAUGAUGCAAUUUCUUUGGAUUGCAAAAAGCAACUCUUUACAUUUAAGUGAAGUGUCUUAACAUUUUAUAUUGUUUUAAAAAAUAUAUUUACAUAUUAUAUAUAUAUAAUAUACGUAAUAUAAAUAUAUAUAUAAAUAUUUAAAAAAAAAAAGAAAAGAAAAGAAAUAAAUCUCUUCAUGUCUGGUAUAUUAGGGGGUGGAUUUUCUUCCCUGGUUAAACUAUAGCUCCUUGUGAUUUUUGAGAGGGUCAGUUCCUAGCGGCUUGGUAGCCCUCGUGCUGAGUUGGCAUCCUCCUUCCACCCCCUUCUGUGGCCUGUCCCUGUCCCCGUCCCCGUCCCCGAUCCCGUCCUACCCCUCAGCCGAGGCAGUGGGGGGUCAGGGUCGGGGUCGGGGUCGGGGCCGGGAGCCCGGGGCCAGUGGCUGCCGGUGCCAGCCCCGGGGCCACGCGUCGAGGCCGGGACCUGGGGCAGGGGGCAGCGGCUCCUGGCAGCAAUAGCAGUCACUUGAUGCGUUUAAUUUAAUUUAUAAUUACUUUUUCUUGGUACCAAAGUGAAACACUGUAGCAAAGCCACAGCUUCUUAUGGAUUUGGGGGGGCCUGGCCCCCUCCCCAACCCUCCCUGCCCCAGUGCCGCAGUGGCCGUGUGGGGCUGGCCGUGCCCCCAUCCCUCCCGACCCCAAGCACGGGGGUACGAGGGCACCCGGUGCCCGCCCCACUGCAGGGCUCAGCACUUUGCAGCCAACCCUGGGGGGACGCAGGGUGUAUUUGGGGGGGGGGUCCCAUCCACCUCCAGCCCCAUGGGGACGUGGCCAUGCAUGCGCAGAGGGGCCGGAGCUGCCGGCAGUGCCACUGGCAUCCUCCUGCCCUGGCGUGUGCCCUGCGCCGGGUGGUGCCAGGGUGCCCAGGGCAGUGCAUGGGGGUCCCCUGCCUGCACAGAGUGAAUUGGGGGGGGAACGGGGGGCACUCUGCAGCUGUGAGCGAGCUCAUGCCUAUGGGGGGGGGGGGUCCACAGCCCCUCACUGCGCCCCAGCCUUGCCAUGGGUGCUGGCUGCUGCCCACCCGAGCAUUGCCAAGGGGUGCAGUGGGACCCCAGCCCCAGAGCAGCCUGCAGCGGGGGCACGUGGAGCUCCGGGCCACCCCCUUCUCUUAUCCCUCCCCCACCCCUCCUGGCUGCCCACCAGGCUGGUUUUCUAUGUGAGCGUGUCUCUGCGUGUGUGCGUGCGUGUGCGUCCGUCAUUUCAUGGCAUCAUGCAAACUGUGUGUGAGCACCGAGCCCGGUGCUUUAGCUGAAGCAAGAGAACGAAAACAAAAAAAAAUCUGCUUGAUUCUAAUUUAAACUGAAAAGAGACAAAAAAAAAAAAAAAAAAAAAAAAAAAAAGUUGCAAAAAUGACAAAAAAAAAAGGAAAAAAAAAAGACAAAAAAAAAGAACCAAGCGCUGCCUGCAUCGUGCAUGUGUCUGGAGGCGCCCGCUGCAUGCGCACCCCGCUUUACUCGUCUGAGUGUUGUUUAAGAAAAGGUUACAACUUUUAAAAGGAGAAAAAAAAAAAAAAAAAAAAAAAAAGUUCCUAAUACUCUUUAGAGGCUGUUUUGGGGUUUCUACGAUGUCGUGUGUCUCUUAGCAUGAAUUUUUCUUGUGAACUGUUUUAAAAUUUAAGCAAAGGAAAAACAAAAGCAAGGACUCGCCGGGGCCGGGCAGGGCGCGGGCUGGCCUGGCCGGCUGUACGUAGUCUCUGUAUCUCUGUAUGGAUGCCAUGGGUAGUUCUGUGCGAAACGUGACCGUUGUAACUUGCAAACUCCGAUGACAAAGGGUUGCUUUUUAUUUUUCUUUUUUCCCUUGACGACUUUUCUUUUCUAUCAGAGUGUCUGGCUUUAAUAAAAGACUUUCUUUUCUCUAUGGCA
Anas platyrhynchos (mallard) is the source of this 9162-nucleotide messenger RNA. Lineage: Eukaryota; Metazoa; Chordata; Aves; Anseriformes; Anatidae. The record is from RefSeq and is a predicted model, not a curated record.